AUGCGCUGCGACAGCGCCUUCCUCCUUGGUGAGCUGGAAAACGUAGAGGCAAAGAGAUUGUUUGAGAAGAUGGUGGGAGGCAAAGUUAAAGUUGGGUGGGAACCCUUGGUGGAGGAAGCACUCGGCAUCUGUGCAGGCUUGCCUUUCCUAAUUGUUGCAAUAUCAAAGCUUUUUAUAGACACUACUUACUCUGCAUGUAAGUGUGCUUUGACACAAAUCUGGAGCAAAGAUACCGGUGAGACAGGUGAGUUGAUAAACAAGACUCUGCAAAUUAGUUAUGAACGUAUAAAACGCAAGGAGGCGAAGUCAUUGUUACAACUCAUUGCUGUUUAUGGUGUCUCUAAGCCCUCUCUUGAAAAUUUGGUGAGGUACGGCUUUGGUUUGGGGUUACUCGGAGAAAAUAGUAGCAUGGAAGAUGCUAGAAAUAUGUUGAGCUUACUGAUCGAAGAUCUUCAAGACUCCUCCCUAUUGUUACGCAGCGAAGAAGGUGAUGGUUUCAAGAUACAUGACUUGGUCCGUGAGUUUGUUGCCUCGAUCAUUUCAAAAGACCGCCCUCUUCUUGUGCUGAAAGACCAGUCUGUUGCAAAGUUGUCCCAGGACAAGCUCCAAAGUUGCGAGGCGAUAUGCUUUCCCUACGUUGACAUGAAAAAGCUUCCCCAAAAAUUAGUUUGUCCGGAAUUGCGCAUCUUUUUGCUGUUCGCAAACGAUAAAUCCUUAGAGGUCCCAGAUUCAUAUUUCAACUUUAUGAGAAAACUCAAGGUCUUAAAUUUCACUGGGAUAUGUCUCAGUCGUUUGCCUUUGCCGUUUCAAUUCCUGGAGAACUUACGCACUCUAUGUAUGGAUAAUUGUUCGUUAGAAGAUGUGGCCAUUCUUGCCGAGCUUAAAGGGUUAGAAAUUCUCAGCCUUAGAGGUUCCAAAAUUCAGCGAUUGCCUAAAGAAAUUGGGCAACUGGUAGAGCUGAGGUUAUUAGAUUUGAGCCAUUGUUAUCAACUUGAGAUAAUUGAACCGGAUGUACUUGGAAGGUUGACCAAAUUGGAGGAGUUGUACAUGGAGUGUAGCUUUGAUAAGUGGAAUGCCGUUGAGCAAACUCCAGCAACUAAUGCCAGUCUUAUUGAGUUGAAUAACAUGAAGAAACUACGCACUCUGCAUGUGUCCAUUCGCGAUCCAAGUGUGCUCCCAAAGGACCUAGAUGUUGAGAAAUUAACCAAGUACAGAAUCUCAAUAGGAAAUGUGUGGUGCUGGAGCGAGUACGAAGGAUUGAGGACAUUGAACCUGGAGUUGAAUUCAAAUAGCGAUAUUCUUCGCGAAAAAUGCAUACAAAGUGUCUUACGCAAAACCGACGGUCUGUUUUUGCAAGAUUUGAACGGAAUUGAGCAAAGUAUCUGCCGGUUAUCCCAAGAACGUUUUUCACAAUUAAAGCAUCUACAGGUCGAGGGUAGUUCCUCCCUCCAUUACAUCCUCGACUGCUCUUCCCUUCCAACUUUUAAGGCGUUGGAGUCAUUACUUCUCAAGCGUCUCAUCAAUUUGGAGAAGAUAUACCACAACCAUAUCUCCACUGAGUCCUUCCGUGCAUUAAAAGUAGUACGAGUUGAAGGUUGCGACAAGAUGAAAGUUCUAUUUCCUCGUUCAGUGGUGAGACAACUUCCGCAUCUAGAAAAGAUUGAAGUUGUCGAUUGCAAGUUAAUGCGGGGGAUUGUAGAUGUUGAUGAUGAUCGUGGAAAAUUUGAGUUGCCUAAAUUGCGCGUAUUGAAAUUGCGUGACUUGCCAAAUAUCCAGAAUUUUAUCACCGCCGGUUCGUCUCCUUUGAGCAGGACAUUAGACGACCACGUUGGCACUCAAAUUGCAUUCUUCAAUGGACGACUGGUUGCCUUUUCAAGUUUGGAGACAUUAGAAGUUGAUGGCUUGGGCAAUCCCGGGUUUAUGUUUUCCCCAUCCAUGGUUAAAUCUCUUGCACAACCGAGAAUACUAAAGAUAGGCGAUUGCAAGAAGAUGGAGGCGAUUAUUACGGAGGAAGAAGGAUUGGGAGUAGAAAUAUCAGAAACUCUGGCAUUUCCAAUGUUAACCGAUUUAUCCUUAACACGGUUGGAAAGUCUUACGUGCUUCUCUCACGAAAAAUGUUCACAAGAAGAUCGGAGUCUGGACCGCGUCCAAUCAUGCUCCAGUGUGCUUUUCAAUCGAGAGGUUGCCUUUCCAAGAUUGGAAUUAUUAGAUAUCGACGGCUUGGAUAACCUCGGAUUUAUGCUUUUCCCAUCCAUGGUUAAAUCUCUCGCGCAACUGAGGAAUCUAAGCAUACGGCAUUGCAAGAAGAUGGAGGCGGUCAUUAUGGAGGAAGAAGGGUUGGGAAUGGAAACAUCGAAAACUCCGGCAUUCUCAAUGUUAACCAAUUUAUCCUUAGAACAUUUGAAAAGUUUAACGUGCUUUUCUCACGGUUCACGAGAAACUCGAAGUCAGAACCGCGUCAAAUCACGCUCCUCUGCACUCUUCAAUCAAGAGGUUGCUUUGCCUAGCUUGGAGAAAUUAUGUAUCACCGGCUUGGAUAACAUCCAGAUGAUAUGGGACAAUCAAGUUGUUGCGGAAUCUUUCCCCAAGCUAAAAUUGCUUUCUGAGGAUGAAUGCAAUAAGCUUGUGACCGUUGUUCCUUCUUUCGUUCUGGGACGGCUCAAGAGCCUGGAAAGUUUGGUGGCAAAAGCAUGUGUUUCACUUGAAGUUGUUUUUGAACUUCAGCCACUACUUCCUCUAGAUGGGCAUCCUGUUGCUCUUCCGUUACGAGAGUUGACAGUAUCGGGAUUACCAAAGCUAAAGUGUGUAUGGGAUAAGGAACUCCACCGUCAAGUUAAAUUCCAGCGUCUACGUUACGUUAGCAUUUCCAAAUGCAGUGGCCUGACCUCUCUAUUUCCAGCCUCGGUAACCAGAGAUCUAAUCCAACUUGAGGAGUUGGUGAUCCAUGAAUGUGGUAAUUGUAGGAUAUUGACAGAAGUUAUUAGUUACAAGGGAAGUAAGGAGGAUCAUGAAGUGGCUUUCCAUCAUUUGAAGUGUGUGGAGCUUGAUGGGUUGGUAGAGUUGAAAUGUUUCAGCUCAGGUGGAUGUGCUUUAAUAUUCCCUCUCUUGGAAGAUGUCAUUGUGAAUCGAUGUCCCAAUAUGAAGUUCUUCUCCGAGGGGCCAAUAGAGGCACCAAAGCUGGAGAGAGUAAAAGUAGAUAGGGCGGGAUUUUGGAAGGGAAACCUCAAGAUGACCAUCCAAAAUAUGUUUAAAGAAAUGGCUACGGUUGCUAAGGCUGAGUUUGUGCGGCUGUUUGAGUUCCCCGAGCUCGUUGGAAAGUGGCACAACGAACAUAAUCCCGUCAAUUCAUCUUGGCAAUUAAAAACCCUGGUGGUGGAUAAGUGUCCCUCAUUUAUCAAUGCUAUGCCAUCCAAAUUAAUGCUUGUUUUGGAGAAAAUGACGAGCUUGCAAGUGCGCAAUUGCGAAUCUUUGGAAGAAAUAUUCGAUCUUAAAGGGCUUGAGGCUAUGGAAAGCACUCGGGUGCUACCUCGCUUACGAGAGUUGAACUUCAUCGGUCUACCAAAGUUGAGGCAACUAUGGAACAAAGAUCUUCAAGGAACGAGGCGCUUCAAUGCUCUAUCUUCUUUGAUUCUUUAUAAAUGCAGCAACUUGACACAUGCUUUCACUCCAUCAAUGGCUUGGUGCCUUGCCAAUUUAGAAUAUAUGGAAAUAAAGGAGUGUGAUCAAAUGGAAGGAGUGAUCGAAGAGAAAGAAGGGCAGGGCAGCGCAAUGGAGAAGAUUAUGUUCCCAAGGCUCGGUCGGAUGAUACUGGAAUCGUUGCCCAAUUUGACUAGUUUCCUAUCGGGAAAGAAUCAUGUGCUAAAUUGUCCCAAAUUAUAUUAUCCGAGGAUUGCCCACUGCCCCAAAAUGAGAAGUUUGACUUGGCAGUCUUCAAUGGAUAUCGACCAUAACACGCCUUCACUUUUCACUCCACAGGUACAAUUUCUUGGGCUCAGGCACAUGGUUCUCUCUCACAUGGACAAUUUAAGCAAAAUAUGGCCCGACAAUCCUCAAGAAACUCUCACUUUUGGCUCUCUUAUGAAAGUGAAGACCAAAAACUGCGAGAGCCUUGAAAAUCUGUUUCCGCAUUGGGUGGCUACAAGUCUAACCCAACUUGAGAAGCUUCGAGUGGAAUCUUGUAGGAUCGAGGAAAUAGUCGCUAAUGGAGACAACACUCGACACUCCAAUAUUGCUCGAGUUCUUUUUCCAAAACUAACCUCUUUGGUGUUACAUGAUAUGCCACAACUCAAGACCUUUUGCCCUAAUUUGCCCACUUUGAAUUGGCAAUUCUUGAAGGAGUUGCGAGUGACCCACUGUGAUAAAUUGAACAUGUUGUCUUUUGCGGCAUCCAUGAGCAAGUGGACUCGGAGAGAUGAUCAACAGGACCUUUCAAACCAAGAAGCGCACUCUUCGUUUGAGAGGGACUUUUCCAACUUAGAGAGACUUUUAUUAGUCGCUAAGGAUAUUCAGAUGAUACAAAAUGGGAAAUUUCCCGAUGACAUCUUUGGCAAGCCAAAAGCACUAACAUUGGCAUGCUUCCAUGAUGAAAAGGCCACCUUUCCUCCUAGUUUCCUAUUAGAGAGAUUUCAGAAUAUGGAAAGUCUUGAGAUCUUCCGUAGCUCUUUUGAAGAUAUAUUCCCCGUCGGAGGGAUUGUUGACGAGGGAAAACAUCCAGUGCUUGAAAGUUUAAGAAAACUUAAGUUGAGCAAGCUACACAAGUUAAAGCGUGUGUGGAGGGAAGACUGUUUAGUGUCCAAAAUUCUUCUGAGCAUCAAAACACUUGAGGUCCGGGAUUGUCCCGAGUUGACGGUACUAUUUCCGGCCGUGACAUCCUUUUGGAAUUUGACGGAGUUGGUGGUGAAUAAUUCCUCUAGAUUGGCGACGUUAUCAUCAACCCACCACAUCGGAUCUCGCCUCCAUCCCUGCAAAGGAUUCUUCGCGCGAGCUGAGCAUGGUUUCUGCUCUUCGUCAUCGUUGCUGGAGAGAAGACGAAAGCGCGAUGCCGGAUAUGGCACCGCCGAGUCUAGACAGUCCAUACGCACGCUCCUUCACACGUCAUUUCUCCGAUUGUGGCCGGUGAAGAUAAAGGAGCUUUCCACACAAGCAUGUGGCCUUCUUCUCUGCCCGUAUGAGAGCAUUCGCGAGAGAAACAAGUCUGUGUAG
This is a messenger RNA of Rhodamnia argentea, 5202 nucleotides long. RefSeq lists its product as uncharacterized. The transcript is spliced from 12 exons. Lineage: Eukaryota; Viridiplantae; Streptophyta; Magnoliopsida; Myrtales; Myrtaceae. The record is from RefSeq and is a predicted model, not a curated record. The coding region runs from base 1 to 5202 and encodes 1733 amino acids.